AUGUCUCGAUUGCACGAGUUAGCCGUUGAUUUAGAAACAAAAGCCCGGCUGGAUCGCCAGCUAAAACAACGUCUAGACAAGGAGGAGGAAACUUCAACACUGAAAGCUGAAUUGGAGCGCCUUCAGAAGAACUUGUUCGUGUCAGCCUCUACUGAGGUCGAGACUAUCUGUGGGCCUUACCUGAUAAAGGCUCUGGGGGAAGUUAGAGCCGCGGCUCAGCGUAUGAGGGACGAGAGGAUGGAGAUCCUAACUGAAUACAAGACUAAGUUAGAUCAGUGUGAGGUUCUCUGUCGUCGGAAUGCCAUGUUGGAGACCUUCAUUGACACUUGGCGCAAGGGUUUACCUGAGGGCAAAAAUCUCUCCGAGUUGCCGGAGCUCAUCAAGAAAUUGUCAGAGGAAGUGUCCCGGUUCUAUUCCACGCCUGUCCACAAAUUGUUGGAAGAAGCGCUGGCACAGCUGCCUAACGCAGCUGGUGAUUCAGCUAUGGAGGUGUCAAUGGUAAACACGUCGCCAAGUGAGGCGCUGCUACCACCUUCGGUGCCAUCAGUGGCAGGAAAGCCGCCGACUGUCACGAUGCCGCGUUCAGGUUUGGUGGACGAGACAAUCUGCAAUGCUACAACGGUAGAGACAUCGAUUUGUCGGAUUCGUGGAGGUCCGGAACCCUCAAUCAUCCUUGGUGAAGGUGGUCCAGGAGAGUUUAGCCGUCUUGAAUGUCUAGAUGCGACGCUAAUGGAUAGGCAAGGUGAGUGA
Hydatigera taeniaeformis is the source of this 750-nucleotide messenger RNA. The record is from the annotation of a GenBank genome assembly. NCBI's taxonomy places the organism in Eukaryota, Metazoa, Platyhelminthes, Cestoda, Cyclophyllidea, Taeniidae.